UUUUUUCACUUUCUCUUUCUCCCUUUUCCAAUUUACUCUAUCUCUUUCUCCCCUAUAACAGGUAUCCCCUGUUAUCUGUACCUACGCCUUCUUAAAUCACGAAACAGUUCUAAGUUGUGAAUAACAGGGAAUGUUUAGGGUAGUGUCUAGUAUCCUGGGACCACUUUAACUUCAGAUCCUUUCCACCACGUCUAAUCAAUUUCUUACAAACUUUCAGAUUCAGGACAAUCUGGGGAUAUCAGUUAAACUGGAUACCUGGAGCUAACAGUGAACCUACAGCUAAAUUGAACCUGGAGCUAAAAGUGAACUUGGAUAUGAGUUAAAUUUGAACACAACUUAUCAUUUUUGUUAUUAUAUUUGGAUCAGUUGCUACAAGUUAUAAGACCUAUUAAAAAACUAGUAAACCUAACAAAACAAAAACUAGAAAAUACCGAUCCAAAAUUUAAAAACAUGGAUACAAUUCUGUAAAACUGAAAACAAACCAGUAAACUUUGAUAAAGAUUAUAGAUACCGGGAUACAAGAUACUUGAUAUGUGAGAAACGUUGAAAUCAUGAAAGACUUUAAGUAAGAAACUAAAGACACGUUAAUUAGCAAAAACCUGAAUGCGAGCCUGUCAGCUACCUUAUAUGGGAGAUUUCCGGAGCAGAGUUUAGAAUAGAAAGGAUUCCGUCCUGGAAAGGUUUAGGUUGAGCUUAGUGUCCAGUAUGAAGAGUUUAGGUUUUCUUCUCCUUCUUCUCUCUCUUCUACAAUAUGCUGGAUCUGUUCCGCAUGAGAGCCUGGAAGAAGGUGAGAAUCCUUGCGUUCACGCACCCUGUGCACACGGAGUAUGCGUUCAAAAUACAGAUGUGCAAUCAGGAUACAGAUGCUAUUGUGAGGAUGGAUAUACUGGAUACAACUGUGAGACGGACUGGGAUGAAUGUUGGAACCAACCUUGUCUUAACGGAGGAGUUUGUGCAGAUGGUAUUGCUUUCUUCAACUGCGCAUGUCCCGAAGGAUUUAACGGUACUCGAUGUGAGAUAAAUAUAGAUGAUUGUUUGUCUGAUCCAUGUUUUAACAAUGGUACAUGCAUAGACCAGAUAGAUGGAUACAGGUGUGAGUGUGAAGCUGGAUUUCGUGGAGUAGAUUGUGAAGUUGAUAUUCAAGUCUGUAAUAUUACAUCAGAAACAGGAGAAAACAGGUGUUCUAAUGGUGGGGAGUGUAUUGAUGGUCUUGGAGAACAGUUUACUUGUAACUGUACUCAUGGCUGGACAGGAGAUACCUGCCAGGAUAAUGUUGAUGAAUGUCAGGAUAAUCCAUGUUUGAAUGGUGGCCACUGUAUAGACAAAAUAGGAGAUUUCCAGUGUUCCUGUCCCCUCUUCUAUGCAGGCCGGGUGUGUGAAGAGAAACUGGAGCAGUGUGAGGACUCGCCAUGUUUAAAUGGCGCGCUUUGUCUAAUCGAAGACGACAGUUUCCGGUGCUACUGUGUUCCGGAUUACCACGGCAAGCGUUGUCAGCACAAGUACAAUGAAUGCCAGCUGCCACCAGGUCCAAAGUGUGUGCAUGGUGGAGAAUGUGAAGAUGAUGUGAACGGAUUCUCCUGCUCUUGUCUAGAUGGAUAUUCAGGACAAUACUGCCAGUGUAUCCAGGAAGAAGAGAGAUGCAUUGAUCCUAAUAUUACAUUGUCUUGGACUAUACCAUCCGAUUUUACCAUGGAAACAGAGGAUGUUUAUUGGACCUCUAAAUCUGGACUCAGGGAUGAAGCUGAUUCUACAACAGAAUCUUCAACAUCAGACGAUACAGAAGACUUCAUCAAUAAAACUAUUGUUGCCCACACUGUAGUUACUGUUGCAUACGAUGAUAUGACUGAAAUAUCUGGUCUAGAAGUUACUCCAACUGAAGAAUAUGAAAUAACCAGCACUUCAACUGUUUCUGCUGCUAAUACAAGUGUUGACUACUGGGAGGAGGAGCUGGGUAUAGAAGAACCUGGAGAUAUGACAACCCUGUAUCCUGGAGAACCUGGAGAACCUGGAGAUAUGACAACCCUAUAUCCUGGAGAAGGUUCUGACGAUCUAGAGAAGAUGUACUCCACCCCAGAAUUAGAACUGGACAGAACUGGCAGUGAGGGGGUUCAGACAAGUUCAGAUAAUUUUACUGAUUCUAUGUAUGGUGGAACCUCAACAAAAGGAUCAACUGAUUCUACAUUUUCUACAGAUCCUACAGAUCCUAUUGAUCUUACAGUUUCAACUGAUCCUACAGGUUCUGCUAGUACUACAACCCCUACUGAUCCAUCAGCUUUUAGUGAUCCUACAGCUUCUACUCAUUCUACCGGUUUAACAGACUAUACUUCCACUCAUCUUAUGAAAUCUACAGAUCCUGCAUGGUCUUCAGAUCCUACAAAUUCUACUUAUGAUGCCUUGGCUACAGAUGAUCCUACAGCUUCUACUGAUCCUACUGGUACAACUGGUCAUACCGCUGUGACUGAUCCAAGGGCUAUAACUGAUCCUACGACUUCCACUGAUAAUAUGGCUUCUACUAAUCCUACGACUUCUACUGAUCCUACCACUGAGACUGAUUCUACGGCUUCUUCUGAUCCUACAGCUACAACUGAUCCUACCUCUCCAACCAAUCCUACAGCUUCAACUGAUCUUACAGCUGCAACUGAUGCGACGGCUUAUACUGAUCCUACGCCAUCUACGGGCUCCACAACUUUAGGUGAUAUGAAUCGAACAAUAGAUCCAUCUGAAAGCAUUGAUACUACUGAUGUAACUCAGGAUGUUACUGAGCUCAUGGAUUCAACAACAGAUAUUACUAAAAAUGUUACAGAGCUAUUAAAUUUACCUGAAGACAACCUUGAAACUGCUACCAGAGAAUCUAUCCAUCAUGAACCUGGAGAUCAACAUGAAACUGUACCAGCAACAGAACAUAGAGCAGAACAUGAAGAUGAUCUUGCUCCUAAGAUGCAUCUGACCACCCUAGCUCCUAAAGAACCUGGAGCAACAGCAAUAUAUCCGUCCCAACAUACAUCUUGUACACAAAACAUUUGCAGAAAUGGAGGAACUUGUUUAUGGAGUAUAGAUGGAUUCCAGUGCCAUUGUAAACUACAGUUCUCAGGAAGAUAUUGUCAAUCUAGGAUUCAAGUCAGUACUCCAGGAUUUUUGGGACACUCCUACCUGGUUCACGAGACAGGACUGGAAGACAACUCUACUCUUGAACUGGGGUUUAGGACUCAAAUUGGAUUCCGAACUACCUAUUCAACAGGGGUUCUCUUCUACACAGGGGAGCAAGGAGGUCUCUUGAUAACCUCGUUUUUAGAGGAUGGUAUUCUUAACUUUCAGGUGAGCUGUGGACACCAGCUGAUUACAUUCUCGGAUCCUAAACAUAGAGUCAACACAGGAUAUGAGCAGACCUUGGAAGUAGUUGUUACUUUUCAGGGAGAGAAGGGUCUGGAUAGAACCUGUAUAACUGAAAUCCAUCUGAAUGGAACCCACGCCAUGAAAGGGGAGCAGGAGGUCCUGCAUCCGCCUCAUCUGCCCCAGUACAUAUAUAUCGGCGGAGCUCCGGCGGAUAUCCUGCAGGACCCGGGGGCGGAUAUUCUGAUUCCGAAGGUUGGUCUGCAGGGCUGUGUCAAGCAUUUUCUACUUCAGGAGAGAGAAGUUGAACUCUUCUCAGGAGCUGUUAGCGGACAGGAUAUUGUUGAAUGUGAGAGUGCUGCAUGUUCCAGCAAACCUUGUCAGAACAAUGGGAUUUGUAACCAACAUCCUUCAGGGGCAUCAUGGUUCUGUGAAUGUACUGCAGGAUUUACUGGUCAGCUGUGUGAAAGAACAAUCUGUAAUGCCAACCCAUGUCUUCAUGGUGGAACUUGUCUGGGAAAACCAAAGGGAGAAGGUUUUGUCUGUCUCUGCCCUUUUGGAAGGCGGGGAGGUAUAUGUGAGGAGGAGGUGGAGGUAAAUCAACCUUCCUUUACUAGCUGGGUUCUGGGUCAUUCAUCCUUCCUAACUUAUCAGGCUCCUACUGGAGUAGAACCUGGUGUAGAGUUCAAGUUCCAUUUUACCAGCGGGCUGGUCAACCAGGUUGCUCUUCUCCUCUUCAUGGGUCAGCUUGGGACACGCAGGCAGGGGUCAGACUACCUAGCUGUCAGCUUUAUCAAGGGGCAUGUGUUAUUAACCUGGGAUUUAGGAGCUGGACCUAGAAGAAUAUUUACCAAGGAGCCCGUAGAUCCAAGGAUUCAUGUACACACUGUACAUGCAGGCAGAUGGGGCAGGCUCGGCUGGCUUAAGGUUGAUCACUACAGGAAUCUGACCGGCCUAGCUCCAGGAAAACUCUCUACCUUGAACGUGAACGGAGAGUUCUAUAUUGGAGGUCAUGAGAGUUUUAACUUUACAGGUUUACCUCAUGAUUUCCCUGUACACACUGGCUUUACAGGAUGCAUAUUCGAUCUAGUUGUACGGAACGACGAGGAUGAUUUAAUAGUUCCUGUUCCUGUCCGAGGAAGGAACGUGCAGCAGUGUCAGGAACGGAUCUGUGACAGACGACCAUGUUCCAAUGGAUUUUGCUUGGAUUAUGGAGCCUCAUACUCGUGCCAAUGUCCAGAUGGAACAACAGGACCUUCUUGUGAUCAUAACCAUAACAUCUGCAGUGGUCAGAGACAUCAAUGCCAGGAGGGGUCAACCUGUACACCAGUACAUUCAGGAGCUGGUUACCAAUGUGUCUGCCCCCUGGGAAGAACAGGAGAACACUGUGAGGAGAAUAUUGAGAUCUCAGAUGCAAAGUUUACAGGAUCAAGCUCAUACAUGGCACUAAACCUACUCACCAGUGUAAGGUUCCGAACUGAACUGAGGUUUGAGCUGAAGGUUGACCGGGCUGAUGGGUUGCUGGUAUACCUGGGUCAAUCCUCAAACCAGUUUGGAGAUUUCCUCUCAGUUCUUCUGAUAAACCAAACCCUAGUAUUCAGCUUUAGCUUAGGGGCAGAGGAUAAGGUGGUAACCCUGAAAAGUAAGGAAAGGCUAAACCUCGGGGACUGGACAAAUAUCAGGGUUGGAAGAAGGGGUGAGGAGGGAUAUCUUCAAAUUCAAAACCAGGAUGAAGUGAGAGGGGUGAAUGGGGCAGGGUUGCAUACUCUAGAUGUUGACAAUAUUAUAUACAUAGGUGGAUUACCAGACAUGUCUACCGUCUCAGAAUCUAACGGAGCAUUGGUGCGCUUUGCAGGAUGCAUCAGGAACUUGAAUGUGAAUGAGAGGUUGUAUGAGCUGAAGGCUGGACUAGGACGGGUUGGAGCGAAUAUCCAGGAUUGUGAUGGAACUGUGUGCGGGGGGGAGGUGUGUGGAGAGAAAGGUUUAUGCUUCCUGGAGAAGUCAGGGGUUGGAUACUCAUGUAAUUGUACAGAACCGUACACAGGAAGACAUUGCGAAGUUCAUUCAAUGUGUAGUACAUCACGUUGUAAACAAGGACACUGCAGGGUAUCUGAAGAGCUUGUCAUGUGUGACUGUCCCCUGGGACAUACUGGAGACAACUGUGAGAAAACAGCUGAUAUCAGUACACCACAGUUUGGUGGAGAUCCAUUUAAUAGUUAUAUUCAAUUCCAGCUUCCAGACCACAAUUCAGUCAGCUUGAAUACAGAGUUGGAGCUGGAAAUAAGAACUGACUCUGAUAACGCACUCUUGGUUUGGUUUGGAGCAGAGACCGGAGAUCUUAACUUGGUGGGAGGACGGAGGAAGGAGGGAAAAGAGAAGAGGAUGAAAGAAGAACAUGGUAAAGUACAGGAACAGGGGAAUCAGGAUUAUCUUGGACUGGGAAUAGAAGAUGGACUUCUAAAGGUGGUUUGGAACCUGGGUUGGUUUUCAAGAUCUGAACUCCUAGUUCCUGAAUUCAAUAUUUCGGAUGGAAACUGGCAUCAUCUUCAUCUUAUCAGAGAGGAACAGUCCCUUAAACUAAUGAUUGAGAAAGAAGAAGAAUAUGAGUCCACUGUACCAGGGACAUACUAUCAGCUCAAUACAGGAUCCUCUGUAUUAUUUGGAUCCUCUGUAGAGGUGAAGGGGGUAGAGGAUCUAACAAGAGGACAUUUUAGGGCGAGCUAUAAAGGAUGUAUGAGAAAUAUUAAAAUUCAGGGCUUGAAGGUUGAUACAUCGGACCAGGAUAGAUUGACCGGAAACAAUAUUGCCCAGUGUACGUGACCGAGCCAGCUCAUCUGGAUUAGACCAAUUGCCAACCCUAAACAUGGAUCCAUUAAAUCCUUCCUCGCUCCCUCGCAACAGGGAAAUAAAAAAACUAAUAGCGAAAUAAACUUUAAUUAUGAAUCUUAAAUUUUAACAAAAUAAUAAUAGCUUUAGCUAGUUAAUUUAAUGGAUAAUCUUAACAUAACAUAUGUCAAACUGUGCUAUUAUAAGAAUUAUUACCUAUUCGCCAAACAGUAUUGAAAUAUUCUUAGCAUUGUAGAAAAAUACGCUCAGAAUUGCAAUAAAAUUCUUUAAUCUUU
Molecule: messenger RNA, 6452 nt
Organism: Eurytemora carolleeae
Lineage: Eukaryota; Metazoa; Arthropoda; Copepoda; Calanoida; Temoridae
Product: protein eyes shut
Exons: 54
Coding region: 706-6150 (1814 amino acids)
Biological process (GO): heterophilic cell-cell adhesion; establishment or maintenance of epithelial cell apical/basal polarity
Cellular component (GO): protein-containing complex; plasma membrane
Molecular function (GO): calcium ion binding
Source: RefSeq, a predicted model, not a curated record